This is a messenger RNA of Spodoptera exigua (beet armyworm), 1046 nucleotides long. Lineage: Eukaryota; Metazoa; Arthropoda; Insecta; Lepidoptera; Noctuidae. The record is from the annotation of a GenBank genome assembly.
CAAAAGUCACAGAAUGACAGAAAUUGAACAAUCACAAAUUUGCAAUUGACAGAUGUAUACAAUGAAUUAAAUAAUUUUUAUUAGUAUUUAAGUGUAAAAAAAUGAAUCGGUUAAGGAUACAUACCCGUGUUAAGCAGUUCGCCAGGCAGAUAGUUUAUGUUCCAAAACAUAAACCACCUAACCAUGAAGAUUUUGAGGUUCUCAAAGAUUUUUUAUCUAAACACAAAAAUAUUCUUAUCCUGACUGGUGCUGGUAUUUCUACAGAAUCUGGAAUUCCCGACUACAGAUCAGAGGAAGUUGGAUUAUACGCUCGAAGCAAUCACAAACCUAUACAAUACCAAGAAUUUGUGAAAUAUCCUAAAGUAAGGCAGAGGUAUUGGGCCAGAAAUUUCAUUGGAUGGCCAAGAUUUAGCUCAGUACAACCAAAUGCGACACAUUUAGCUAUCAGAGAGUUGGAAAAGAUGGGAAAGGUGACAUCAAUAGUGACACAAAACGUUGACCAUCUUCAUCAGAAAGCUGGCUCUGAAAAUGUAAUAGAACUUCAUGGCUCUGGGUACAUUGUAAAAUGUUUGAAGUGUCCUUACGAGAUAAGCAGAGAAGAGCUACAAGUGCAACUCUUGAAGAAUAACUCUUAUAUGGAAAGUAGCUUUACUAUGAUAAGACCAGAUGGUGAUGUAGAAUUACCUAAGGAACAAGUUGAUAAAUUUAGAUCUCCACUCUGCCCAAAAUGUGAAGGCCCUCUGAAGCCAGACAUUGUGUUCUUUGGAGACAAUGUUCCAAAACACAGAGUAGACCAAGUGAGGAAUGCCGUGUCCUCCAGUGAUGCAGUGUUUGUUUUAGGAUCUAGCUUAACAGUUUAUUCUAGUUAUAGAAUAAUUUUACAAGCCAGAGAUGAACAUAAGAACAUUGCUUUGCUAAAUAUAGGUCCCACUAGAGCUGAUGAUAUUAUACAGAUCAAAGUAUCUACCAAAUGUGGUGAUAUUUUACCUGAAUUAUGUAAUUCUAUAAAAAAUAACCUCAGUUGAUGUUUUAGUACCUGAUAUAGU